Colletotrichum chrysophilum is the source of this 1101-nucleotide messenger RNA. RefSeq lists its product as uncharacterized. The transcript has 2 exons. The record is from RefSeq and is a predicted model, not a curated record. Gene Ontology annotation, biological process: cell wall mannoprotein biosynthetic process; protein N-linked glycosylation. Gene Ontology annotation, cellular component: mannan polymerase complex. The coding region runs from base 1 to 1101 and encodes 366 amino acids. NCBI's taxonomy places the organism in Eukaryota, Fungi, Ascomycota, Sordariomycetes, Glomerellales, Glomerellaceae. Gene Ontology annotation, molecular function: alpha-1,6-mannosyltransferase activity.
AUGGCUCGCCCCAUGGGGUCAGUCCGCUUGAAGAAGGCGAACCCAGUGACCCUCGUCCUCGGUGUCUUCCUGUGCAUUUUCAUCAUCGUCUUCCUUGUCGGGCCUUCCAAGUCCUCCAGGCCAGAGCCCGCAGGCACCGCCUCCCACCAUCUCUCGCCGCCGACCGCACCCUACCGAAAGAAGUCGAAAUCAGACACAAGACCGCCCCCAGUCGUCCGCUACAACCUCAACAAUGUCACGAUUACUCCCGAUCCAAUCACCAACCGCGAGUCUGUCCUCAUCCUCACGCCUAUGUCCCGCUUCUAUCAGGAGUACUGGGAUAACUUGCUGACCCUGAGCUAUCCUCACGAUCUCAUCUCUCUCGGCUUCAUCCUGCCCAAGACCAAGGAGGGCAACGCCGCAACCGCCGCUCUGCAGGAGCAGAUCACCAGGACCCAGGACACCGAGAAAAAGUUCAAGAGCAUCGUCAUCAUGAGGCAGGACUUCGAGCCCGCUAUAGCAUCCCAGGACGAAGCAGAGCGGCACAAGAUGGAGAACCAAAAGGCUAGGCGUGCGGUCAUGUCCAAAGCUCGCAACUCGCUGCUUUUCACCACUCUUGGUCCUCAGACCUCGUGGGUUCUCUGGCUCGAUGCCGACAUUGUCGAGACGCCGCCCAGUCUCAUCCAGGAUCUGGCCGCCCAUGACAAGCCCGUCAUUGUGCCCAAUUGCUUCCAGCGAUACUAUAACGAGGACACCAAGAAGAUGGACGAGCGGCCGUACGACUUCAACAGCUGGCAGGACAGCGAGAUCGCGCAAAAAAUGGCCGAGUCCAUGGGCCGCGAUGACAUUCUGCUUGAGGGUUACAAGGACAUGCCAACGUACCGCGCGUUGAUGGCAUAUCUGGGUACCGACGAAAAGGACAAGAGCGCAGAGAUUCCUCUCGACGGCGUCGGUGGUACGGCGCUGCUGGUCAAGGCCGACGUCCACCGCGAUGGCGCCAUGUUCCCUCCCUUCGCCUUCUACCACCUCAUCGAAACCGAGGGCUUCGCCAAGAUGGCGAAACGCUUAGGUUGGCAACCGUUUGGACUCCCGAAUUACAGGGUUUACCACUACAAUGAGUAA